Molecule: messenger RNA, 267 nt
Organism: Monoraphidium neglectum
Lineage: Eukaryota; Viridiplantae; Chlorophyta; Chlorophyceae; Sphaeropleales; Selenastraceae
Exons: 1
Coding region: 1-267 (88 amino acids)
Source: RefSeq, a predicted model, not a curated record
AUGCUGUCCUAUGCGUCGCUGUUCCUCGUACCUUGGCUGUACGCGCAGUUCAAGGGGCCGAUGGACUUCGUGGUUUACGAGGCAGUGCACUUCGCCGCGGCCCUCGUCGCCGGCGGCGGGCGCGCGGCGCUGGCGCUGGCGGGGGGCGCGGGGGUCGCGGGCUACCUGGCCGCGGAGGCGGCCGGCGGCAGCGUCGUGGUGAGGGUCACGGGCGGCGCCGCCGCGGCAUUUGGCGCGCUCGUCUGGCGCGCUGCCGCGGCGGCCUGA